AUGAUGACCAUAUCCACUCUUGCAUCGGCAUCUUUCAACCUGUACCUAUCUCAGAAGCAGAAAGGUGCAGACUACAGAUUCAGACUCAACGUGGGGAACAUGCUGCAGGCAGCAGUGUUCCUGUUGCUUACCGUUUCCACGUUCAUCAAGAACAAACCCGCAGUGCUGUACUUUGUGUACGUGAUGAUCAGUGUUUUUGUCAGCUCCUGCGCCACAUCGUUUGCGCAAGUUGGAGUGCUGGCUCUAGUGAAUCUCGAGGGCCCCAUCUACGCUAAUGCGAAUGUUGUGGGUAACGCGGUUGCAGGCGUGCUUCCAUCCAUCUCGCUGAUUGUGUCUAUUUUUUUGAGUAAGACGCAAAGUGAUAGAGAUAGAGAGGUCUCUAACUACUUCUUCACAAGUCUCUGCAUAGAAUUCCUUGCUCUCAGUCUGAUAUGGAUCACGUAUAGAUACAAAGCCAAAGCUGGCCAGUUCCAGAUGCUUUCCAGUGAUACCACCUUGGAGCUAGACGACGAGUCAACGCUCGAGCCCGAAGAAGAGCACGUUUCCUUCCGCGAACUCUGGCACAUUCUGAAAUACGUCCAGAUCACAAUCUUCUUAACCUUGUCUUUGACCCUUACGUUCCCUGUUUUCGCCUCCAAUGUGCUUUCAGACAAAAUAGACAAGAAGUAUUUUGUUCCCAUCGCAUUUCUCCUCUGGAACCUGGGCGAUCUCGGAGGCCGUGUCAUUACUGCGUCACCGUGGUUUGUACUCGAGGACCAACGCAAAAUGAUAAUUUACGCGGCUUUGCGGGUCUUGUUCAUCCCCUUAUUUAUGAUGUGCAAUCUACAAGGCAGAGGAGGUAUGUUUGGCGAUUUCAUCUAUCUGCUGCUGCAGCUACUCUUUGGGCUUUCAAAUGGACAGCUAUUCUCCUCAGCUUUCAUGACAAUGGGCGUUCUGCUCACUAGCGAUAAAGAGAAGAAAGCUGCCGGAGGAUUCACCGCAUUUCUCAUCAAUGUGGCCCUGCUUUUUGGCAGUGUCGUUAGUUACAUUUUUGUGUAUCUGGUGAGUGCAUAG
This is a messenger RNA of Ogataea parapolymorpha DL-1, 1053 nucleotides long. Its product is annotated as Nucleoside transporter with broad nucleoside selectivity. Gene Ontology annotation, biological process: nucleoside transmembrane transport. NCBI's taxonomy places the organism in Eukaryota, Fungi, Ascomycota, Pichiomycetes, Pichiales, Pichiaceae. Gene Ontology annotation, molecular function: nucleobase transmembrane transporter activity; nicotinamide riboside transmembrane transporter activity. The coding region runs from base 1 to 1053 and encodes 350 amino acids. The transcript has a single exon. Gene Ontology annotation, cellular component: fungal-type vacuole membrane; plasma membrane. The record is from RefSeq and is a predicted model, not a curated record.